Prorocentrum cordatum is the source of this 157-nucleotide messenger RNA. The record is from the annotation of a GenBank genome assembly. Lineage: Eukaryota; Dinophyceae; Prorocentrales; Prorocentraceae.
GAGCGGUACAGGUCCGUCACGCGGAGCUACUACCGCGGGGCUGCGGGGGCGCUGAUCGUCUACGACAUCACGAACCAGGACUCCUACAACCACCUCAUCAACUGGCUGGCGGACGCCAGGACACUCGCGAGGGCGGACAUCUCCAUCAUCACCGUAG